AUGGCAUUUCAUCCAUCAAUUAAAAAUUCUGGUCUUUAUCCAACAAGUAAUGCACCAUAUUUAUUUCGUGAUUGGAUGCGUAAAUUAUUACAUGAUUGGCCUUUUGAAAAUAUUUGUUGUGCACAUUUGGGUAUUAAAAUGGGUGGAGCACAUGCUGAUGUUACUACAUUACUUAAUAAUGCUGAACCUUUAUUUGCUAAAAUUAGUGAAAAAAAUCGAAAAAAAUAUUCCGAAUAUGAAAUACCAGUUGAUAAUCAUUCAAAUAUGAAUGUUAGUGAUAAUGAAUAUGGCUAA
Molecule: messenger RNA, 294 nt
Organism: Rotaria sordida
Lineage: Eukaryota; Metazoa; Rotifera; Eurotatoria; Philodinida; Philodinidae
Source: the annotation of a GenBank genome assembly